This is a messenger RNA of Coniophora puteana RWD-64-598 SS2, 804 nucleotides long. RefSeq lists its product as uncharacterized. The record is from RefSeq and is a predicted model, not a curated record. The transcript has 5 exons. Lineage: Eukaryota; Fungi; Basidiomycota; Agaricomycetes; Boletales; Coniophoraceae. The annotation marks the transcript as partial.
AUUGGGAUGCGCAACGUCCCCCCGCUCGACCCCGCCCUGUAUCACCCCACCCCUGCAGCACACGCGUUCUUGAAGGAGCAACUGGGCUUGGAGGACAAUGAGGUUCUGAAACAACACAUCAUGAAGAUACAGCAAAAGGCCUAUGCCGUUGCGCCUUACCCUUGCAUUCGACUUUUUGCAUUCACCGAGAUUGAUAUAAUCACCUACCCGGCGUACAAGGAGCUCUUGAGGAUCGGUCAUGAACGACUGGGUGCUAUCUUCCUCGAAAUGGCUAGUUGUUUCGGCCAGGAGGCAAGGAAGGUGGUUGCAGACGGGUUCCCUGUUGCACAAGUUGUUCUUUCGGAUCUUCAAAGAGAGCUCAUGGAACUAGGACAUGAAUUUUUCCAAACCAGUCCGUUGACGUUCCCAGCUCAUAUGGUUCCUGGUGAUGCGUUUAGCCCGAGUAUGCUUGAGAUCAGGCCCCCUGCCUACGCACCCCCCAACACGCCGUAUCCCGACCUCAACACACUUAGCUCUCUGAACCCACUAAGCGGCCACGUCUCGGCUAUUCACGCUUCAAAGUUCUUCCAUCUAUUCGACGAGGCAAAGCAGAAGCACCUCGCCCGUGCUCUAGGCGGCCUCCUCUCACCCGAACCUGGCUCGAUAAUCUUUGGUGCGCACGUUAGCGCCAAGGAGAAGGGCGUCGUAAAGUUCGACGUGCUCAGCUCGUCGUUCGACAUGUUUUGCCAUUCACCCGAGAGCUGGGCUGAGUUGUGGGACGGAGAUGUGUUCAGAAAGGGCACAGUCAGGGUUGACGCCAAUAUU